UCAGUACAUAUACUUAGACACACUCACCGAGCAUCUGCCAUGGGCACUUGUUUACAACUUGAAGGGUUCAUGUGCCGUUCCGGGCUGCUCAGCGGCGAGCAGCUCCUUCGUCCCUCGGUUAUCCCCGCCUCGAGGGUGCUCUGCAAAGUCGAGCUGUUGGUCAUCACUGCUGCUCGUUGAUGCUGGAUUGCCUCAGCUCAGCAAGACUACUUAUUCUUUCUGUGGAAAUAUGUCAGAAAAUCCUAACCAAGAAGCCGAAUCACAAUGGGUGAGUGAAGCUGUGCUGCUGACUCAAAUAUGAAACAACAACAUGCAUAUAACAAAAGAAUAAGUUAUAGUGAUUUAUUUAUCUUGGCAUAAUAUUCAUGUCGUGAAUAAAAUGAACGAGCUCGCGGAUUUACUGCCUUCCAACAGUGCCACUGUUGUUGCAGUCUACAUGACUACAAUGCUUUAGAAGUGAGUGUGAAAGUUGUGAAUUUGAGAAUGUACGAUGAAGAAGACAGUGUCUGUGAAACAGGUGGGCAGUCUACCUAGAGCUGCUUUAAUGAAUUACGUAGUGUGUUGAGGAAGCAUUUUCGUUGCAGUAGGGAAAACAUGCCAAGCCAGUGCCACCUGAAACACUAUUCAACGGGACAAUUGGCAUCGUCUUCUCCAUAAAGAAAAAAAAAAGAAACAAAAAGAAAAAAAGUUGGUGCCCGCAACAGUAGCGAGGUAUAUAGAAAACACCCGGUGGAGGAGAAACGCUCGCCCCACAGAGGAGUACAGUGGCCCAGGAGCUCUCAACGUACAGAAGCUGGACAUCUCGUUGAUAAGGAAAAGAAUCGGCGGUGGUGCCUUUGUCAACGAAAAUAAAAAGAACGAAGAGAAAAGAAAGAAAAUAUAUCCGCCGAACAUAUCUCGUGCAUUUGAUCACACUGUGUCGUGCGGGAUAGUGAGUUAAUUGCCUGAGGUUUUCUUCUUGGUCGUAAAUUUCCAAGACUGCGCUCCAUUAGUGAGAGAAGGACAUCAUUACACAAGAACAACUCCUCGACUGAACACAAGUGACCAGUGUUUACCUACGUGUGUGUGUGUGUUUAUGUGUGAAGGGGUGGUGAGCACGUACAGGCAGGACGCACAUAGCCUUGUAAGAUGAAUUUUUUGUACUACAAGGGAUUUAGCGACGAAAAGGCGGGUUCUUCACAUGUCGGAUACAAAAAGAAAAAGGAUCAAAGGAAGAAAAACGCCAAUUUUCAGUAUGGCAUCGAAGCUGUCAAAGUUCACAGAGCAGACAGCAUCGCAUGCUGCGGGUUGACACAGGCCCGGCCACACCGAUCGUCAGUUGGCCGCCACACAAAUGGUACCUACUACCCUCACCCCCACCUGAAGAAGCAAUCUAUGUUCCUGCAGUCCACGCCCACCCCGACAGGUCACGUCGUGGGGUGCGAGUGUGAGCUCUGCACCACGGAGUUCCCUCUACGCACCCACCUACUCAUCGACAUGUCAUAUUCAAGACUGAAUCAAGAGCAGCAGACCACACCUAAAACCAGCACGGGUUCCAGGUUCAGCUUUUUUAGUCGCAAGAAGACCUCUAACUCGUCCUCGGCAGCUCAGGCGGCGGCCUCGCUGGCCCUGCUGAGGGAGCAGAGGCGCAUUAUUGCCGAGAGGGCACUGAAGCAGGCCGAGGAGGAGGAGGCAGCGAUGGCGUCCUCGUCACAAGUCCCCGUGACGCUGAGUACCCUCAAACAGGAUUCCCUCAUGAUCCCCGCGGCCCGCAUGGCUCAGUUCUUCCCUGCCGGACACCCAAUUCCAACGAGCAGCAAUCACGGCCGUCUGAGGCUGCUGGAGGCUCCUGAGCAGAACAUUCAGGUGGUGUUCCACAUGAUGGGCCACGCCACCCACGUCACGCCGGCACUGUGCUCGCCGCUACAAGACCUCUACACUCAGCACCGUGAUUGUGUACUCAAGGCAUUCCGGGCGGCGGUGAGCGGAGCUGGAGUGAACAAUGCAGCGCUGCAGGGGAUGGUGCUGCUCAACCUGGAAAGGGGAGGAGAGAUGGGUGCAGUAGAGUACCCGUUCAUGAUGGUGUGGGUGGUAGAUGGGCGGCAAUGCGACUCACGCCUCGUCAUCAGUAAGCUGCGUCAGCUCAGCCUCGAAGUGUUCGACCCAGCCAAAACAGGCUUCUCCUGCCCUCACUACUUCGACACCUUUGAAGAGGUGGCCAUGCUGGCGAGACCUCCUCUCGAGAAACUGAUGCGCAAGGCCACCACUUCCGCCACAGGCUACAUCCUGACAGUAUUCAAGGUGUUCGAGGGCGACGACAGCGUUAAAUUUGAAAGGAACUGGCUGAGCUGGACAGGAGCAAGGACACUGUACAAGAGCUUGAUCAGUGAGGUAGGGCUACGCCGCCUUACCCUGCACAAGUCGCGGGCCCAGAGUGGCAUGUUGCACUACGUUCUCCUCUGUGACUGCGCCAAUUUCCUCACUAAUAUCCAUCAGGCAGUGCGGGCCAUUCCCUCCCUCAGGAUGCGGUUAUGUGGCGACAUGGGACUCUACAGACCGAUAUCCACGUACUAGUCACAGUCUCUAAUUGUGAACGAGGGAUCAUUGCGUGUCAGGGUGUCACGGUUGUUCGUGGAAUAUGUGCAGGUGCAGUGUCAAGAGCGCUAGGAGAUGGCACAGCCACGAUGAGGAACUGCACAGGUCUAGAGGGUGUCAGGACAUCUAAGUGAGCCGUUCAGUACUACAUUAUAUAUAUAUAUAUAUAUAUAUAUAUAUAUAUAUAUAUAUAUAUAUAUAUAUAUAUAUAUAUAUAUAUAUAUAUAUAUACACACACACACACACACACACACACACACACACACACACACACACACACACACACACACACACACACACACACACACACACACACACACACACACACACACACACGUGGAUAUAAGAGUAUACAAAAUGUCUUUAUUACUGUAUGUAUAUAUAUAUAUAUAUAUAUAUAUAUAUAUAUAUAUAUAUAUAUAUAUAUAUAUAUAUAUAUAUAUAUAUAUAUAUAUAUAUAUAUAUAUAUAUUUCAGUUUCUGUGAUCCUGUGUAGUACGUGGCUGUCAGAUGAGAUUUGAUCAUCUCUCUGAUAAGAUCGUCACUAUGAUUUAGAUUUUUGCCUUCUCUCAUUGUUGCACAGAUUCCUCAUAAUUCAUCAAUGUUUUCCUUCAACCAAUCAUAGAGGUAUCAUCAUCCACAUCUUUACAUUCAUCACCUAACAUGGUAUAUAUUCACGUCAGUACAUCCAGUCUUCACCAUGCUCUUCUACUUUGCAUUAGCUCAUCCUCACUGUGUGCGGUCUAUACAUAAUGUAGUCAUAACAAAUUAUGUGAGACAUGCUCUGGCAUUACACUCCCUUGGCUCUUGCACUAUCCUUUAGCAAUGCAAUGUCAAAAUUAAUUUUACUAUGUACAAAUGGAUCUGACAAAAAACAUCCGUCUAGUCUGUUGUAUUAAUAGAUAUACAUUUCUUUGCUGUGCAGUACAAUGGUGUCUGUUCCUGCUACAUCCGACGUUCAUAUCCUUACGGCGCUGCACAAACGUCACCUCUCUGUUAUGGAAAAGGGAAACCUGUGAGGAAAAUGAAUUGCAAUUAAUAUGCAGGUCCCCGUUCCCUUAUGCCAUGUCCUCUGUUCGUUUACUUGUCUGAGUUUCUAUUAAUCCAGAACUAUUUGUGAUCUAGUCUAACCAGCAUUGCUUCCUUAUGUAAGUAAUAUAUUUAUCUAUUUAUUCAUUCAUCAUAUACUUGCUUACUUAUCAGUGUUAAGUUAUUUUCUUAUUUCAUUCGGUAAUAUAUAAAGAGGGUUGGUUUCCUGUACUUCCCAGUUUUGCCUUUUUAGUUUGCUGGAUCUUGUUAGGUUCGGGGUCUUUCAACAAUAGCGCAUAAUAGGUAACCAACCAUACCGUUAUUUUUCCAGCUUAGUGGCGAAUGCCAGUGUGCUCCCUGACCAUACCAUGGUGUCACUGGCACAACAUGGGCCUGCUGAACGAGUAGCACACGUUGAAUUUGUCAAUAAAAUAUAUGUUUUGUU
Molecule: messenger RNA, 4047 nt
Organism: Portunus trituberculatus (swimming crab)
Lineage: Eukaryota; Metazoa; Arthropoda; Malacostraca; Decapoda; Portunidae
Exons: 10
Coding region: 1129-2553 (474 amino acids)
Source: RefSeq, a predicted model, not a curated record